GCCCAGCGGCGGCCGAGCCACCGCCCACCUCCGCGGACGGGGCGGUGCUCUCGGGUGGCCCGGGCCCUUCCUCCUCCCGGACUCUCGCGGGGCCGGCCCCGCCCCUCGGCACUUCCCCGGGAGCCCGGCCGGCCCUUCGCGGACGCCGCGGUCGCCCUCCGGCCGCGCAGCCACCGCAGAUGCGGACGCGUUUGUUCAGGGUGCAAAACCGCAAGCGCGCCGGAACAACCUUGGCACCUAAGAUUCGGAGAAAUACGGUAGUCCCGGCGAGCGGCGGGGAGCCAGCCCCACGGUGCGGCCCCGCCCACUGGCGCCCAGCGCAGGCGCAGAGCCGCCGGCCCCGCCCCCUCGCCGCCGAGCCUCGCUCCCCCGCUCGCUGACACGCGCCGACUGCUCGAUGGCGGACCCCGAGCUGCAGCUGGUGGCGCGGCGCGUCCGCAGCUUCCCGGACUUCCCCGUCCCGGGGGUGCUGUUCAGGGACAUCUCGCCGCUCCUGAAGGACCCCGCCGCCUUCCGCGCGUGCAUCAGCCUCCUGACGCGCCACCUGAGACAGACGCACGGCGGCGACAUCGACUACGUCGUGGGCCUGGACUCCCGAGGCUUUCUGUUCGGCCCAUCCCUGGCCCAGGAGCUUGGCUUGGGCUGCGUGCUCAUCCGAAAACGAGGGAAGCUGCCCGGCCCCACUGUGUCUGCCUCAUACACCCUGGAGUACGGCAAGGCGGAGCUGGAAAUCCAGAGAGAUGCCUUGGAGCCGGGGCAGAAGGUGGUGGUCGUGGACGAUCUGCUGGCCACUGGCGGAACCAUGCGGGCAGCCUGUGAGCUGCUGGGCCAGCUGCAGGCCGAGGUGCUGGAGUGUGUGAGCCUGGUGGAGCUGACGUCCCUGAAGGGCAGGGAGAAGCUGGCGCCGGUGCCCUUCUUCUCCCUCCUGCAGUUCGAGUGACGCCGCCGCGGCCGCCAGGGGGCGCCAGCCAUCUGCCUGGACUUUUUUUUUUUUUUUUUUUAACGGUUUUGUGCAUGCAGUUGCCUUUCCGAAGUGCCUAGGCCGUGGUCGCGGUCCUUCCUGCGGGCUCUGGAGCUGGAGGUGCCAAGGCCUGGAGCCGGCAGUUCAGGCGGGGGCCCAGCCCCCACAGGUGCACUUAACAAAGACAGACGUGAAUAAACUGCUUUGUUAGA
Enhydra lutris kenyoni (northern sea otter) is the source of this 1173-nucleotide messenger RNA. RefSeq names its product adenine phosphoribosyltransferase. The coding region runs from base 398 to 940 and encodes 180 amino acids. Gene Ontology annotation, biological process: adenine salvage; AMP salvage. Gene Ontology annotation, cellular component: cytoplasm. NCBI's taxonomy places the organism in Eukaryota, Metazoa, Chordata, Mammalia, Carnivora, Mustelidae. The record is from RefSeq and is a predicted model, not a curated record. The transcript is spliced from 5 exons. Gene Ontology annotation, molecular function: adenine phosphoribosyltransferase activity; AMP binding; adenine binding.